Molecule: messenger RNA, 3936 nt
Organism: Perognathus longimembris pacificus (Pacific pocket mouse)
Lineage: Eukaryota; Metazoa; Chordata; Mammalia; Rodentia; Heteromyidae
Gene: Kcnu1
Product: potassium calcium-activated channel subfamily U member 1
Exons: 30
Coding region: 1-3936 (1311 amino acids)
Biological process (GO): potassium ion transport; reproductive process; transmembrane transport
Cellular component (GO): membrane
Molecular function (GO): monoatomic ion channel activity
Source: RefSeq, a predicted model, not a curated record
AUGCCUGGAAGGAGGCCGCACGUCGGAAAUGGGGAACUAUUUGGGAAAAUAUCUUGCACCUCGGAGAUUCAAGCAGCAUUCAUUCUCUCCUCUUUUGUGACCUUCUUCAGCGGACUCGCCAUCCUGUUCAUUUUCAGACUCGUAUGGAAAUGCAUAAAAAGUCGUCACAGAAAAAAGGAGAAAGAAAUCUUGAAUCUAAUCUCAUCACGUACUAAUCUUUUAAGAAGGCUUUACUUUUAUGGAGUAUUUCGAGAUCGAAUAGAAAUGUUGCUCUCAGCACAGACCUUUGUGGGACAAGUGUUUGUGAUCCUAGUCUUUGUACUAAGCAUCGGCUCUCUUAUAAUCUAUUUCAUCAAUUCUAAUGACCCAGUUGGAAGCUGUUCUUCAUAUGACGAUAUAACAAUACCCAUUGAUUUGAUCUUCAAUGCUUUCUUUAGUUUCUAUUUUGGGUUAAGAUUUUUGGCAGCUGGUGACAAGAUCAAAUUCUGGUUGGAAAUGAACUCGAUUGUGGACAUUUUUACCAUCCCACCAACCUUCAUUUCUUAUUAUUUGAAGAGUAAUUGGCUGGGGUUAAGGUUCCUCAGAGCUCUAAGGCUGCUAGAACUGCCUCAAAUCUUGCAGAUCCUACAGGCCAUCAAGACCAGUAAUUCAGUGAAGCUUUCCAAGCUGUUAGCGAUAAUUCUCAGUACCUGGUUCACAGCUGCUGGAUUCAUUCACCUGGUGGAAAAUUCUGGUGACCCCUGGCUCAAAGAUAGAAAUUCACAGAAUAUAUCGUAUUUUGAGUCCAUUUACCUGGUUGUGGCAACGACGUCCACAGUUGGCUUUGGAGAUGUGGUACCUAAGACCUCCCUCGGACGGGCCUUCAUCAUGUUCUUCACCUUGGGAAGCCUGGUCCUAUUUGCAAACUAUGUCCCUGAAAUGGUGGAACUUUUUGCUAACAAGAAGAAAUUCACCAGGUCUUAUCAAGUUGUAAAAGGGAAGAAAUUCAUUGUGGUCUGUGGAAACAUCACUGUGGACAGUGUCACUGCCUUCCUGAGGAAUUUUCUCCGUCACAGGGCAGGGGAAAUCAACACUGAGAUUGUUUUCCUGGGAGAAGCCCCUCCUUCGCUGGAAUUGGAAACUAUAUUUAAAUGCUACUUGGCCUAUACAACUUUUGUUUCUGGAUCCGCCCUGAAGUGGGAGGACCUAAGUCGAGCUGCGGUGGAGUUUGCUGAAGCCUGUCUGAUUAUAGCCAACCCUCUGUGCAGUGACUCGCACUCUGAAGACACGGCAAAUAUCAUGAGAGUGCUCUCUAUCAAGAACUAUUACCCCAACACAAGAGUCAUCAUACAGAUUCUUCAUUCCCAUAACAAGGUUUUCCUGCCCAAAAUUCCCAGCUGGAACUGGAGUGCUGGAGACAACAUCAUCUGCUUUGCUGAAUUAAAGCUUGGAUUUAUUGCACAAGGCUGCUCAGUACCCGGCUUAUGCACUUUACUUACAUCUUUAUUUGUUGAGCAAAACAAAAAGGUCACUCCUAAGUGUCCCUGGCAAAAGUAUUUCUUAAGUGGCCUGAAGAACAAAAUUCUGACUCAGCGACUCUCGGACGACUUUGCGGGAAUGAGUUUCCCUGAGGUGUCCAGACUCUGCUUUGUGAAGAUGAACCUCAUGCUGAUAGCCAUCGAGUACAGAUCCACGUUCCGCAGUGGUUACUGUGGUCUGAUACUAAAUCCACCUGCACAAAUUAAGCUGCUGAAGAACACAUUAGGGUUCUUUAUUGCCGAAUCUCUGAAUGAAGUCAAAAGAGCCUUCUUUUACUGUUCCUCCUGUCAUCGUGAUGUGUACACCCCUGAGUUGAUUACAAAAUGUGGCUGCAAAAACAAGAACCGACAGCACCUGCAAGGGCCAGGGCUAGUGGUGAUGAAGAGGAACAUGAAGGACUAUUCCACUGUACAACUCUUGGAUUCUUCUACAAGAGAGGGAAGCAGAUUUACCUUGAGCUCUACCACCAGGAGUCUGUUAUCCUGUAAAAUUCUGGCAGCUCCAGGGCGUUACAUUCAGCUGCCGGAUAAAACCCCAGGCUCCUUCUACUUGAAGGAUCUCGGAGCAGAACUCCACCUUCAGAUAAGGGCAGAAGAAACUAGGCUAGAGGCACCUGUGCUUCUCAAAGCCCUCCCCCCACCCUUGGGUCUUGGGGCUGCACUCCUCAAAGGCAGGGUUGUGUGUAUGGUGAAGCUCAGCUUUCUUCCAGAGGUGGCCAUUCACAUCCCAGAUCCCCCCUUCACCCAGCCAGGGAGCGGGGCCUCUGCUUUGCUCCAAAGGAAGGCAGAUAUUAUCUUCCUCCAGCGUGUUCCUUUCCAGAAAGCUGAGAAAUUUGAAAGACUAGAGUUGUCCACAAGUAAGAGCAAGGAGAGAGAUACACAGGAUUCAGUGUCCUUUGAGAGCUUCCAAUACAGUACAAAUAUGGAAGACACGGACCAACUUGACAGCACCGGCAUGUACCACUGGUGCAAAUCCACCCCUCUGGACCAGGUGAUUCUGAAACGUUCCUUAAAAUAUGAGUUUCGGAACCACAUUGUAGCCUGUGUGUUUGGAGAUGCGCACUCAACCCUGAUGGGUCUGCGGAACUUUGUGAUACCCCUGAGAGCUAGCAACUACACCCAGCAGGAACUGAAGGACAUCGUGUUCAUCGGGUCUCUGGAUUACCUACAGAGAGAAUGGCGAUUUAUCCGGAACUUUCCCCAAAUAUACAUUCUGCCUGGAUCUGCACUCUACACUGGAGACCUGCAUAUAGUCAACAUAGAGGACUGCUCCAUGUGUGCUAUCUUAGCUCCCUCACCCAAGCCAUGCAGCAGUCCGACUCUGGUGGACACAGAGGCUAUCAUGGCCACACUCAACAUUGGAUCACUGCGAGUCAUCUCCACUACUCAGGAGUCAACAACAGGCAUUGAAGGAGCCAAUCUGGGCUUCCUGUAUAGAACACCCCAGUUCCCAGUGCAGUGCUUCCAAGUUCACAUCAACACUCCUCUUGCACCACAGCAAAGAGAAGGGAUUUCAUCUGAACUUAAUGAAUUUAGUGAGAGAAGGUUCCGACGAGUUCCCAUCCUCACUGAACUGAAAAAUCCCUCCAACAUUCACUUCAUUGAGCAGCUUGGUGGACUGGAAGGGACCCUCACAGGAACCAGCCUGCAUCUCAGCACCUCCUUUGCCACGGGUGCUGUCUUUUCUGGAAGUUUCUUGGACUCCCUCCUGGCUACAGCCUUCUACAACUAUCAUGUCCUGGAAUUACUUCACAUGUUGGUGACAGGAGGGAUAAGCUUCCAGCUGGAACAACAUUUGGACAAGGAGAAGUUUUCUGGGAUACCUGAGAAUACUACUUUCUUGUCUGGGAGGAUGCGGUGUAAGAUGGGUCUUCUAUCUUUAGACCAAACCAUAUUAUCAGACAUUCAACCAAGAAGAACCUUUGGACAGCUGUUUUGUGGCUCAUUAGACCAAUUUGGAAUCCUAUGUAUUGGCUUAUACCGCAUGAUAGAUGAUGAAGAGAACAACCCAGAACACAGAAGGGGAGUAUGCUGGCCUGGAAAGUUUGUGAUUACCCGGCCAUCGAUCCAGUUUAAGCUGAUGCCCUCAGACUUAGUGUUCUGUGCCAUUCCCUUCAGCACUGAUUGUGACAAAAAAGAUGGUGAUGUUUCUAAAAUACCUCCUUCAUAUGAAAUUAUCAAUGUAGCACCACUGACACCGGAAACGCCGCUAGAUUUAGAUCGCUCUGCAACUACUGACCUGAUGGAAGAGAAACCACUCCACAUGUUCUGUCCACAAGUCUACCCUUUGGAGCCGAGUUCGAGCCAGGUUUCUGAAUCUCCUCAAGCAGAGCCAGGCGAAAAACAGCUAGGUGAAAAUGUGAAAGGAAAUGGGAAACAAAACAUCCCGAAAGAAGGUGCUGUAUUGACUCCAACCUAA